This is a messenger RNA of Oryza sativa Japonica Group (Japanese rice), 1903 nucleotides long. RefSeq lists its product as uncharacterized. The record is from RefSeq and is a predicted model, not a curated record. NCBI's taxonomy places the organism in Eukaryota, Viridiplantae, Streptophyta, Magnoliopsida, Poales, Poaceae.
CAUUGGAGGUGAUGAAUUGAAAAAAUGGAAUCUCUCGCCUUACACGCGUCACCCACACAUUGGCCGCCCGCUGCUUUUCCGUCCUCGAAAGCUGUGCAGCAGCAGCAGCAGCAGCAGCCGAGCGAGACGAGGGAGCGAGAAGGCGAGCACCGCGUGGUGGUGGUGGUGGUGGAUUCGAUUCGAUUCAUCCCCCGAAACCCUAGCCGCCGCCGCCGCCGCCACUUCAAUUCGCCUCCGGUCGCCGACUCGCCGUACCGUACAAUACAAGCAUGUCUCCGCCGUUGCUGCUCCUCCGGGCGCUCACCCUCGCCGGCCGCAAGGCCAAGGCGGCGUGCCUGCCUCGCCCCCGCGCCCUCGUCAUGCUCGCCGCCGGCGCGCACGGCGCGACCCGGGCCACCACCACCGUCCCGCUGCCGUGCCUUCCUCUCAGGGCGCUCUCCAGCCGCGCCGGUGAAGUGGACCCCCGCCCCCGCCCCCGCCCCGAGGAGAUCAUCAUCGGUGGCGGCGCGGACAUGGUGUCGCCUACCGCCGCUGCCUCCGGUGGCGGAGAAGCCAUGGUCGGAGUCGGGAUGUCUGCUCCUUGGCUGAUCGGCGCCGCCGGUGCGAGCGCGAGCGCGAGCGCGACCAUCAAGUUGGGGUCGGAUCCGGUGGCUCCGGCGACCGCCACCGAAGACUCUGCUCUCCUCCGCGCUCGUCACCUCUUGAGCAAGGCAGAGCAACACCACCUCGCCGCGGCGCUCGUCUGCCUCGUCAAGAACCUGCCGCUGCCGGCGAUCCAAGACCCUGAAUUCGUUGUGCUCGAGGCCGACGACAGCAUGGUGGAGCUCAUCCGCGACCUGAUCGUCGCCGGCGGUGGCCAUCCUGAGCAUGGCGAAACGACCGGAGGCUUCGUCUCCCUGGCGCCCUGCGUGUUCGACGAUGCGCGUGACAAGAAGACACUGCCGCCGUCAUCGGGCAUCACCAAUGUCAGCUCUCUCGCCACUGCCAACGGCAUCAAGAUCAUGAUCCCGGUGCAGUCUGCUUCUAAAGGGAGUCGACGUCGUCUGUCCUCGAUGCAGACCACUCGAUGCCUCUCAAGUACUCCCAAUGUCAGCAUCCCUGAUGAUACCAGCACCAGCAGUGCCAAUGGCGACAAGAGGAGAGCAAACAGGAUCAGACUCGUUGAUGUCAGUGUGAGAGUCACCGAGUUGGAGCAGCUUGUGAGGAGCCUUGAGAAGAGACUGGAGGAUGUGGAAGCGAAAUGGGACGCCAACCUGCGCAUUGCUGAGUUGCGCGCGGACAUCGCUGAGAAGCGCGCUGAUCAGCUUGAGAAAUUGCUGGAGAAGACAGUGGAGGGUAUGGAGAGAAUGGUGAAUAACAAGAUGGAGCAGACGAUUACUUGGGUACUGCAAAAGAACUUCCAGCAGGAAGAGUUGGCUCACUCUCGCCACAGCUCCUUGCUCCUACACUGCACUCAGCUUGCUCAAGAAAUGGCUGCAACUAAAGAUGAACUCCACUCAGUGAGGAGAAACUACAGGGAUGAUAUCCUGACCUCCAAAUUCACCGUGUCAAUCACUGCGUGGCGCAUCGUGCUGGUGCUACUGGGGGGCUUCGGUGGAGUCACGGCGUUCUACGUGCCUUACGUCAUCAAAGAUAUCAAGCUGGAGACAUGCGAAGAAGUAGCCAAGAGGAUUUCAGAGAUGCUGCAGGGUAUCGCGGAUGCAAUUAAAGAGCUAAGAGAGGAGGUGAAGGCUAAUAAGGUUCCUUGGUGGAGGAGACUUUUCAAGAAAUGAAACAAGGAUCUGCACUGCCAGAUGGAGUUUUCUGAACAAGUGACUGGAGUGUUGUGAUGAGUUUGAACAAGUAACAGAGUUGUGAUGAUUUUGAACAAAGUGACAGAGUAAUUGUGAUUAUUUUGAACAAA